Molecule: messenger RNA, 1474 nt
Organism: Corylus avellana
Lineage: Eukaryota; Viridiplantae; Streptophyta; Magnoliopsida; Fagales; Betulaceae
Product: Integrase-type DNA-binding superfamily protein
Biological process (GO): regulation of DNA-templated transcription
Molecular function (GO): DNA-binding transcription factor activity; DNA binding
Source: RefSeq, a predicted model, not a curated record
AUGGAAGAUCAGUUUCCAAAGAUGGAAACCUUCAUGCAUAAAGAGUUGCCUUCUUAUAUUCAAGGAAUGGCCGCAAGGUCAAAUCUUUUUGGUGAUCCAAUAAUCUUGGGUGCUCUGGCUCAGACUGCUUGUCAAGAUCAUCCUGGGAGAGGUGAUAUGAUCAAAUCAUCAUCAUCAUCUGCAGCAGCAGCAUCACCUCAUAGGCUGUUUUCCUGUACAGAUUCUACUUCCUCCACAGAGGAGGCUAACAUCCAUGGUUUCACUAAACAGGAUGUUAUCAUCCAUAAACAACACCACCAUACACGUCCAUUUGCUUCAGCAUCAGGUGCCAAAGAAAGCUUCAUUAUUCCUGUGAAUUUUUUGGAUACGUUUCCAAAACUAACACAAGCUCAAGUUUCUGAUCAACCCUCUUCUCCAUCUUCAUUAUCAGCCACAUCAAAGUUCCCAAAUUUGACUUUGUUUCUGCAGGAACCUACCAUGUUAGAUCAUUCUACACGAAUUGUUGACUCCCCUACAGGCAAGAACCUUAAAUGUCAAUCCAUGUCGUCGUCGUCAUCAUCAUUCUCUUCCCUUCCUAUCUCCCAAAUCGGCCAAAUUCAGUCCCAUCGGAGCGAUGAUCAAUGGCUCAAAAUCGAUCAGAAUAUGACAAACUACUCCUCUAAAGGCCUUAUAAAUGACUCCUGGCUCAGCACCACCAAGACGCAGCCCAUGAAGUACAGUGGACGAAGAAUACAGAAUCAAAUACAGAAGACUACUUUUUCACCUGUUUCAUCACAAGGAAAGCUUUUCAGGGGGGUGAGGCAAAGGCACUGGGGGAAAUGGGUUGCUGAGAUAAGGUUGCCAAGAAACAGGACAAGAGUUUGGUUAGGGACUUUCGACACGGCGGAAGAGGCUGCCAUUGCAUACGACACGGCGGCUUACAUGCUACGUGGGGAAUAUGCACAGCUGAAUUUCCCAGAUCAAAAGCAUCAACUCAAGGCAAAUUCUUUGAAUGGAGCCACAGCAGCCCUUCUCGAAGCAAAGUUACGGGCGAUAUCGCAUUCACAGGGCAUUUCUGCUCACAAGCAGCCCGCUGACUUGCCGCUUACAUCACCGAAGAACCACUUAUCUGAUCAAAACAAAAAACUCAAAGCUUUGACCCAAAACCCAUCAAGAAAAGACUGGCAGUUUGAGUUGGAGAGCAAAGUUGGAUCAGAGGUGAUCGAGAACAAGAAAAGUCAGGAGGUAUUAUCAGAUGUGGAUGCUGUUCAGCUAAGUAGGAUGCCCUCCUUGGACAUGGACAUGAUAUGGGAUGCUCUUUUAGUCUCGGAGUCAUGACCAUCAGCCCCCCAUGAUUUUUCUCAUGUGGUAUUAAGUUUUUACUCAAACCAUUUUUCUUUCAGUAGGAAACGGUAGUAUUAUAUCUUUCCAUUACUGGUCAUACUACAGGAUCUAUGCAAUCUUUUGCCAUCAUGAUAUUUGGUUUGAGGAUGUU